AUGAAUCAAUCAGGUCUUCCUACUCCACCCCUUACAUCCGCCACGUCAACCACCAGCCCUGCACAGUCAUCAUCGAACGCAGCUGGUCAAUCUGCAAGUGAUGUAUCGUUAGCCUCUAUUGUCGCGACCAUAACUUCGACGUCAAGUCCUUCCCAAUUAAACCAAUAUCUGAGGAGUUGCGCAUCCAAAGAUGUCAGAGAAGUCCUGCUGGCCAGCAUUUUGCCAGGUAGCCAAGAUCCAUUGACUCUGCUAAACGCGCGAGAUCACACGCUUGGUAUGCUUUACAUUUUGUCUGUGCGACUGCAUACUGUCGCGUCUGAUAAGCCUUUGUGGCACCAUAUCGAGAGUUUUUGCCGCGAUUUUAUCCCCGAACAUGCUCGUGUUGCUCCGGAUCGAGUGACACUUCUUGCAACUGGAAUACGACAAUUCUCUGAAGUUGAAGGAAAUCCCAAACUUGCAAUCGCGCCAUUAUCUGAUUUGCUCGCAAAAUAUCCUCCAACCCUUUCGCAUCUCACCACCAUCCACCCUAUUUUCCUGACAAUUUGCGUCGCCACUCGCCACUUCUCAGCCGCGAUCCCCGUCCUGGCUCAUUCGAUCACCACAAUUGAUCUCUCACUUUCCGACUUGACCUACCACGAUAAUUUAGUAUACCACUACGCCGGCGGUAUCGCACUUGCUGCGCUAAAGAGCUGGUCAGCUGCAGAAGAACUCUUUGAGAUCUGCGCAUCAAGUCCAGGCACAGCGGCUUCGGCUAUUCAAAUGGAAGCAUUAAAGAAGUUGGUCCUCGUACAGUUGAUAUACCGCGGAAAGACGUCACCUCCUUCCAAAUACAUGCACCCGAUUCUUAUGCGAUUGUUCAAGGCGACACCUUAUGCAAGUUUUACGAAUGCAUAUCCUCUGCAACGCGACUACCUUCGCACGAUAGUCGAGAACGAGCAGCAGCUAUUCACCAAUGAAAGAACUCUUGGUCUCAUCACUCAGGCACUCGACCGUGCGCCCCGUUGGGCCAUAAAGAAACUCACAACCACCUAUUUGACGUUACACUUAUCCGAUAUCGGACGAGAAGUGGGAAUUUCGGACGAGAAUAAAGUGAAAUCUCUGAUUUUGAGCAUGAUUGAGUGCUCAGAAAUCUCCGCGGAGCUGUCUGCAGAUGGGACUGUGUCGUUCUCGGACCCACCAGUGAAAUUCGAGAAGACUGACGUCGACCGAGUGUUGUCACAGGCACAGCAGCAGGACGCCCUUCUUGUGAGGCUUGAAAAAGAAAUGGAAAGGAACAAAGAAUAUCUGACAAAGGCCGUCAAAAGUAAGGACGACGCAGCUUGGGGGCCAGCAAUGGAUGAAGAUGGUGCAUUUGGAGACCGUCCAUCAGGCAACUGGGCUGAAGAUAUGAGUUUUGCUUGA
This is a messenger RNA of Suillus fuscotomentosus, 1401 nucleotides long. RefSeq lists its product as uncharacterized. Lineage: Eukaryota; Fungi; Basidiomycota; Agaricomycetes; Boletales; Suillaceae. The coding region runs from base 1 to 1401 and encodes 466 amino acids. The record is from RefSeq and is a predicted model, not a curated record. The transcript has 9 exons. Gene Ontology annotation, biological process: ubiquitin-dependent protein catabolic process. Gene Ontology annotation, cellular component: COP9 signalosome.